AGGAGGAGGAGGAGGAAGCACGCAGCCCGCCCUGCAGCCGACAGCUCCGCGCCGCUCCGCGCAGCCUCCGCCUCUCCGCAGCCCGCCGCGGGAGCGAGGGGUACCCCGAGUUUGCCCCUCCUUGCCUUGGGGUGACCUUGGGCUGGCUGCCCCCCUUUCCACCCUCCCACCUGCCCGAGGCCGGCCGCGAACUUGGGGAGGGCGGAGGGGGCCCCCCGUGGUCUCCGGGGAGCCGUGGGGGGCUCCGGCAGCCCGGGCGGGGGGGUCCCGUAGCGCAGCAUCCUUCGGCUGGCCCGGCUGCCCCGUGCGGAGGAAACUUACCGGUUUGCUGAAGCCACAGUGCUGCGAUGCCCCGGCAUGCCCCAUGGCAGAGAUCCCCGGCCGCCCCGCUGGAGCAUGGCGCUCCCUUGUAGGGAGCUGGACCAGGGAAAACACAGUUUGCAUGUAACAUCACUAGACGAUGCAGAAUGUCUCCGAUCUAAGGAGCUGCUUUCGACUCCGAACAGUCACACUCCUAACUCCAAGUCCUCCCGCAACAUCCCUCGAAGACAUACAGUAGGUGGCCCUCGCAGUUCCAAAGAAAUACUGGGAAUGCAAACCUCGGAAAUGGACAGAAAGAGAGAGGCUUUCCUUGAGCAUCUGAAACAGAAAUAUCCCCAUCAUGCUACAGCAAUAAUGGGACACCAGGAGAGACUGAGAGAUCAGGUUUUGCAGUGCAUGUUGGUCUCCCUUCAUUCAGAACUUGACAUUCAAAGGUACUUGAUGAAAAUUGAAUCCUCUCAGAGAACAAGAAGCCCAAAGCCGUCGCAGAGCCCACAGCCCAAUUUGGGUGACCAGACAGAGCACCUAUCUGAAGCGUCUGCCGAUUCCUUAGAGGCCAUGUCUGAGGGUGAUUCUCCGACUCCCUUUUCGAGGGGCAGCCGCACGCGGGCGAGCCUUCCCGUCGUGCGGUCAGCAAACCAAACCAAGGAGAGAUCACUGGGUGUUUUGUAUCUUCAGUAUGGAGACGAAACAAAGCAGUUGAGGAUGCCAAAUGAAAUCACAAGCACAGACACAAUUCGUGCCCUUUUUGUAAGUGCCUUCCCCCAGCAGCUGACAAUGAAAAUGCUGGAAUCGCCCAGUGUGGCCAUUUACAUCAAGGAUGAGAGCAGAAACAUAUACUAUGAAUUGUGUGAUGUGAGGAAUAUUCAAGACCGGUCUUUCCUUAAAGUUUACAACAAAGAUCCUGCACAUGCAUUUAAUCACACUUCCAGAGCUGUAAAUGGAGAUAUAAGGAUGCAGAGGGAAAUUGCUUAUACGGGCCGAGACGGCCCGAGCGCUUCCCGCCCCGGAUCUGCCACACACCCUUCACAUGUGAUGCCCAGCUCGCCACCCUCCACCCCGGUGCCCCACUCCAUGCCUCCCUCUCCAUCCAGGAUCCCCUAUGGAGGGGGACGGCCCAUGGGUGUGCCAGGCAACGCCACCAUCCCCCGGGACCGGCUCUCCAGCGUGCCGGCAUCGCGCUCCAUAUCACCCAGCCCAAGCGCCAUUCUGGAGAGGCGGGACGUGAAGCCAGAUGAGGACAUGAGUAACAAAAACCUUGCCCUGAUCCGAAAUGAAGGUCUGUACGGGGACCCCUACUUGUUUCACGAGGGGAGGAUGAGUGUGGCCGCACCCCACACCGGACACCCCCUCGAUGUCCCCGAUCACAUUGUAGCCUACCAUCGCAGUGCCAUGAGGUCAUCAAGCACUUACUGUAACCCCUCUAUGCCGCCUGAAAUGCUGGAGCAGUCCUUGUACAGACAAAAGCCACGAAAGUACCCGGAGAGCCACUUGCCCACGCUCAGCUCUAAAACGCCUCCCGCGUCCCCCCACCGGGUGGCUGACAUGCGCAUGAUCGAUAUCCAUCCUCACCAUAGCGCCCACGUUCCCCCCCACGCCAUCCAGCCUGACAGGUCUUCCCCCAGCCGCCAGUCCUUCAAAAAGGAGCCGGGACCGCCUGUGUUUGUGGACACCAAAGUGCGGAGCGCCCUCGGCCUCCCAGGCAUGGCUGAGGUGGUGCCGUCUCCCGUCGACAAACAGGCUUUUGGCUAUGGGUCACCUGCGAUGCCCAAGGACAAGGAGACAAGAGAGAGGAUACAAGCCAUGGAGAAACAGAUUGCCAGUUUAACUGGUCUUGUUCAGUCUGCGCUUUUUAAAGGGCCAAAUACAAGUAAUAGCAAAGAUGCUUCUAGUGAGAAGAUGAUGUUGAAAAUUGUGUCCACCAAGAACAGCAUUGACGCUACAGGUGCUGCUAACUUAUCUGGGGGGAAGAACACAGUGGCAACAGUGGAGCCAGCCGUCAUCCAUCACCCUGCUGGAGCCUCAUCGAUGCAAGUAAGCCUGCAUGGUAUGAAACGCAACGUGUCAGAUCUGCGGCUGCAGCUGCAUCAGAUGAAGCAACUACAGCUGCAGAACCAGGAGAUGCUGAGGGCAAUGGUGAAGAAAGCAGAGCUGGAAAUCAAUGGCAAAAUGAUUGAAACAGUGAAGAGGCUUGAAGAUCCUGUGCAGCGACAGCGCAACCUGGUGGAACAAGAAAGGCAGAAAUACCUCAACGAGGAAGAGAGGAUUGUAAAGAAAUUAUGUGAGCUGGAGGGAUUUGUUGAGGACCUAAAGAGAGACUCCACUGCUUCCAACAAGACAGUGACACUGAAAGAUGUUGAAGAUGGAGCCUUUCUUUUAAGGCAAGUGGGAGAAGCUGUUGCCACCCUUAAAGGAGAGUUCCCGACGUUGCAGAAUAAAAUGCGUGCAAUCCUCCGCAUUGAGGUAGAAGCCGUGAGGUUCCUAAAGGAAGAGCCACACAAGCUAGACAGCUUAUUGAAACGUGUGCGCAGCAUGACGGAUAUCCUUACAAUGCUCAGGAGACAUGUUACAGAAGGACUGCUGAGGGGUGUGGAUCCCUCCCAAGCUGUGCAAUACUCCACUAUGGAAAAGGCCACUGCAACUGAAGCUCUGAAAAGCCAGGAGGAACCCAAGCAUACCCAGGGACACGCACAGCAAAACCUCACAGCAGUCACCUCAGAGUCCCAGGUAUCUUCAGUCAAGUCAGAAGUCGUCCCCUUCUCAACAAUGACGGUCCAUCACGUGCAGAGCUCUCCUGUUGUCAUCCAUCAGUCUCAGCACUCAUCAGCCCUGGUCAACCAUGCCCAGGGCUCACCUGCUGCACCCAGCCACAGUGAAGGUCUGCCAGUGAGCGGCCACUUCUCGGCCACCCCACCGGCCCCCCCCCAGGAACCAGCAGUAGGAUCCCAGCCCACACCAGGCAUGCCAUCACCACAGGUCUCUGUCAAUGGCAACACCAUGCAAAGUCUUUUCAUUGAGGAAAUUCACAGUGCAAGUACCAGAAACAGAGCUGUAUCGAUUGAGAAAGCAGAAAAGAAAUGGGAAGAGAAGAGGCAAAACCUGGAUCACUAUAAUGGAAAGGAAUUUGAAAAGCUCUUGGAAGAGGCCCAGGCCAACAUAAUGAAGUCAAUUCCCAACUUGGAAAUGCCUCCCCAGCCAGCAGUCCUCCCUAAAGGAGAUACAGUGGAAAAACCUGAAGUCUCAGAAGAUGUUCCUGACGCAGACCAGGAUAAUGAUAAGCUGACCAAGUCCCCGCCUCCUCCACCUCCACGCCGCAGUUACCUGCCGGGGUCAGGACUGACCACCACGAGAUCAGGAGAGGUCAUCUAUGCAGCCAGGAAAGAGGCUGCUGCUGUCAAGGAAUGCAGUGAAGAUGCUGGGCAAGUAGCACAAUCCAAAACCCCUAAAGAGGAUCAGACAUUGUCUCGGAACACAGGGCUUGCUGUAGCAUCUGCUGUAAAAGAUGAAGAGGAAGAAGAAGGAGAUAAAAUAAUGGCAGAAUUACAGGCUUUCCAGAAGUGCUCUUUUAUGGAUGUAAACUCAAACAGUCAUGCUGAGCAGUCCAGAAAUGAUACACAUGUUAAAGACAUAAGGCCCGGGACUUUAAUGCAUCACAAGGAAAAGAAGGUGUAUGGGGCUACAACAGGAUCUCCCACAGAUAGUGACCAUCCUAAAGAGAAGAGGGAAGGGAAAACUGACGAAGAAUUGGGUUCUGAUUCAUCCAGCACAGAUGACAGUAAAAUUGGCUUUUCAGUGAAUGACAGUCCUACCUUUAGCAAGGGUUUGUUUGUAGACAGUAGAGACUACUCUAAGAAAAACCUGCAGAGUACGAGCACAAACCUGUCUGGCGCCAGUUUGCCAGAGGAUGAAAAACGAAGAGGGGCUCAAGAUAUUUUAGGAUCCCAUUUUCCAGCUGUUGAACCGGGAAAACAAAACCUGGGCUACGGACUCUCACGAGACGCUUGCCAGGGCCUGCCGCAGGGCGAAGCCCCGCAGAGCACGGGCAGGCGCGUCCCCGUCAGCAGCGUUGCUCCUCUGCCGAGGCACCCACCGGAGGCUGCGGGACCCCCCCCUUCCUCGCAGGAGCAAGAAGCCCCCACAGCCAACAGUCAGGUCGUGCUGAGGCCCAGGGUGGCGAGGAGUAACAGCGUUGAAGAGAUGGACUCUCCGGCUAGCUCGCCGAGCGAGGACAGCCCUCCCCCCGAAAACAUCGCCUUCAUGAUCACCAAAACCGCCGUCCAGGUCCUCUCGAGCGGGGAGGUCCACGACAUCGUCAGCCGGAAGGGUGGCGAUGUGCAGACGGUCAACAUCGAUGCGAGGAAGGACGUGGUGUCGGAGAAGGGUGUCCCAGAGAGCACGGAAGGCGAGGAGCCCGUAGUCUGCCUGGACAAAAAGCCCGUCAUCAUCAUUUUUGACGAGCCGAUGGAUAUCAGGUCGGCCUAUAAGCGGCUCUCUACGAUUUUCGAGGAAUGCGAUGAGGAGCUGGAGAAAAUGAUGACCGAGGAGAAGAUAGAAGAGGAAGAGGAGGAGGAAGACAAUGAAGUGCGUGGCAUUUCUAAGAGCCAGAAGGAGGAGCUGCCGGUUCUCAACGACAGAAAAGCGAUCGCAGAGUAUUCGGCAGCUCACGGCCUCAGCGAGCAGUACGUGUUCAGCCUGCAGCCUUCCUCUGACACUGCAGACGCCAAGUCUCCUGCAGAGCAGGAGAGCACAAAGACCAAUUUCAGCAAAUACAGUCAGAUGUAUGGGCUGCACACCGAAGCAAACUCGGACUCUGCUGAUCAGUUUGGGAGCAGGCAGGAUUCCAAGAAAAAAUUUAAGUUCAAAUUCCCUAAAAAGCAGCUGGCUGCUCUGACGCAGGCGAUACGUACGGGAACCAAGACUGGGAAGAAGACCUUGCAGGUCGUGGUAUAUGAAGAGGAGGAGGAAGACGGGACCCUUAAGCAGCACAAGGAAGCCAAGAGGUUUGAAAUCACCAGGUCUCAGCCUGAGGACACCGACAGAAGUCCUCCUGGGAAGCAGGAGGCCCCCCCCGGCGCUGCAGUGCCCCUGUCUAGGACUGACGAAAUUCGGCAGAACACGUACCGAACUCUAGACAGCCUUGAGCAGACCAUAAAGCAGCUGGAAAACACCAUCAGUGAAAUGAGCCCCAAACCUAUCCCUGAAAGCACAUACAGCUCUGAGGGCAGCACUGUCCCCUUCUCUGCCCAGAUAGUACCAGAGACCCCGCCCCGAGAGCUUGUAGUGCUGGAUGAGAGCCCUGCUGCUGUAGAGCCCCCCGCGCCCAUCCCAGCCACUGCACGUAAGGGCCCCGGCGCCGCCCCGCAGACGAGCAGGAUGCCGGUCCCCAUGGCCUCGAAAAGUAGGCAAGGAAGCACGGAGAAAGCAGGCAAACAGCACAAGCUGCAGGACCCGCGCCAGUACAGACAGGCUAAUGGAAGUGCUAAGAAAGCUGGUGGGGACUAUAAGGCUACUUCCCCCACCCUCCCUGCUUCUAAGAUCCCCGCCUUUUCUCCCGCUUCUGGGAAAAACAGCUCUGCCCCUGCUCCUAGCGGUGACGGCCCUAACCCCCCCAACCCCCCCGCUAAAUCAUCCCUGCCCUCCGCCACCCUCCUCGCCCCCCAGGCAGGGCGCGUGUCGUACUCCACCUCCCUCAUCCCCUCUGUGGCUAACGGCUCCUCCAAGCUCCAGAGCCCGGCUCACGCAGGGAAAGGCCACCAGCUCUCCUUCUCGCUGCAGACCCAAAACGGCCGGCCGCCCCCGCCUUCCUCCUCCACCUCCCCUCCCUCCUCCACCUCCCCCAGCUCCCUGACCCAGGGCGUGAAGAGCAUCAGGACAAUCCACACGCCUAGCUUCACCAGCUACAAGGCGCAGAACGGCAGUGCCAGCAAGUCCACCCCGGCCAAGGAGCCAGCCUAAAGGCUACGCACCACGCACGUCCACCGAGGCUUUUUUGGGCAAAGAGCUGCAGCCAAUAUCUUAACCAGGGAGCGUAACCAGUUUUGUUUUAUUUUAUUUUAUUUUAUUGCUGUACUGCUGGAGGCUUAAUACUAAUCACGUGCUAAAUACUGAGUUACUACACUAGAGUAGCGUGGAGCUUUUUUUUGUAAACCUUUUGUUGCUGUUGUACCGAUAACGGAGCGUUUUCUUCCUAUAGGCAGCACCUCUGACAAAAAAAAAAAUCAAGUGUGAAGGUGUGUGAGUGAGCUCGAGUGCGUGUGCACAGCGGUGUACUGAGCAUGGGGAAGUGUAUGGUGAAAACUUUAGUAAGUUGUUUUGUAUAAAGCUAUUUUUCAUUAUGGGGACUAGACGUGAACAGAGAUAUACUAAAGUGUGAUUCUACACAACUGUAAAACAAACUAAAAUAUUUUUUUCUUUUAUUUUGGUGUUAUUUAGCUUUGUUACAGAUUUCUAUUUUUGUCAACAAAUGUCAUGGUUCCUUUCGAGAUCUUUUUGCCAAAACAUUUUGAUACUAUUGUAAUGUACAUUUGAAAGUAGUAUGCUGGACAGUAAACCUCUACACCAGAAACAGAACAAGACUGCUCCUAGUGUGUACGAGGCAACUCAACCUAUUGCACUGCCACUCAGAUUAUAUUUAAGAAUUUGCCAAGCCAAGAAAAAAAUAAAUUGUUUUACACAUAUAGAGGUAGUUGCUGAUUAGUUUGGUUUGGUUUGUGUUUUGUUUUGUUUUGUUUUGUUUUGUUUUGUUUGUUUUCCUUAGCUAACUCCACCCUUUUCCUUCAGUUUUAUUUUACUGAGACCUGGUAACCCAUUAAUGUAUUGCAUUGUGGAUUUUAAAAUGUACACUUCUGUACUGUUCUGUAUACUGGCAAACUUUUGUACAUAUCUAUAUAUAUAUAAAUAAAUAAAUACUGUAUGUGGCUGGGCACAUAGAGUAGUUUUACCACACCAAAGUUAAUUUUUAUGCAUGCUUUCAAAAUAUAUAUGGGGAAGGGGUGAGAAAGAUGGGUAUCAGUCAAAUAGAAGAAAAAAAAAAAAAAGCAACAAGCUUGCAUAGCUCAUGGUUUUGUAAAUAAAUUUAUUUGUAUAACACCAUAAUGUAAUAUACAGAACUAUGAUAAGCAAAGAUCUUUAAAAAAUAAAGGGCUGCAUGCUUAUA
Messenger RNA from Anas platyrhynchos (mallard), 7477 nucleotides. RefSeq names its product KIAA1217 ortholog. Gene Ontology annotation, cellular component: cytoplasm. Lineage: Eukaryota; Metazoa; Chordata; Aves; Anseriformes; Anatidae. The record is from RefSeq and is a predicted model, not a curated record.